Dromaius novaehollandiae (emu) is the source of this 5611-nucleotide messenger RNA. RefSeq names its product eukaryotic translation elongation factor 1 epsilon 1 (gene EEF1E1). The coding region runs from base 1 to 558 and encodes 185 amino acids. Gene Ontology annotation, cellular component: aminoacyl-tRNA synthetase multienzyme complex; nucleus; cytoplasm. Gene Ontology annotation, biological process: positive regulation of DNA damage response, signal transduction by p53 class mediator. The record is from RefSeq and is a predicted model, not a curated record. The transcript is spliced from 3 exons. NCBI's taxonomy places the organism in Eukaryota, Metazoa, Chordata, Aves, Casuariiformes, Dromaiidae.
AUGGCCGGGUCCUUCGGGCCAAUAGCAGUGAAGGUUCUUUUGGAGGCGCGGCAGCGCUGCCUUCCAAUCAGGCUCGUGGUUGUUGCGAGGCUCUGGGUUCUCUUCUUUUCCCAGGUGGUGUGUUGUGAAGAUGGCAGCUGCGGCGCAGUCCGGGCUGGGGGCGGAGGAGCUGGCGCUGUUGGAGAAGUCUCUGGGCCUGCAGAAAGGGAACAAACCCCUGUUCUUCAAACAAACAAUGGUCCCAGCCUAAUAGGAUUCAUUACCAUAGCUGCCCAUUUAGUUAAACAGGCUAAGAAAGAACAACUACUUGGAAGCACUGCAGAAGAGAAAGCUGUUGUUCAGCAGUGGUUGGAAUACAGAGUGACUCGGGUAGAUGGAUGCUCUAGUAAAGAAGAUACUAGAAUAAUUCUGAAGAUUGACGCCCAGUCUUUCUUCAAAAGAAGCAGGUGGAAGCAGAAAAGAAAACCUCAAGGGUCACUCAGUUAUUUGAGCAGCCAGAUGGCAGGGAGUAGAUUAAAAAAAACUUAUUCUAUUUUCCUUCUUACUCCUUAUGACUGAUAAUUAGUAUUUUUUUGCAACCUUGUGGGAACACAGCUUGAAGAGAAGUUGUUUUACACUGGUAAGUGCUAAGGGCUCUGUUUAGUAAAUGGGUACAAUACAAGAGUGAAAUCUGGUCAAUUCUUAUAGAGCUAGGUUUUCUUGGUUUUGUUCUCUUUUUUUAUUUUCAAAGUCUCUCUAUUUUAUAUAGAAAGUGCAAAAUUAUUGGUGCUACUAAUUAGCUUGGGUUUAGAAAAGCUUUGUGAGCCGCAAGGUUUCAGCAAGGCUGGCUAUACCUGAGGUUAGCAAAGUCUUAAUUAAGAAGUUUUCUGACUUCUGCUAGAUGUGGCUAAUCUGAGUAAACUGGAAUUAUUACAGAAAGCCCUUAAGAUUUACUGAAGCAGUAGUCAAGAGGGAGAGUUAACAUCCUGUAUAACUUAAGAUGAAACUAUGAAACAAAGCCAUAUUAGUAACUGGUUGUGCUUUUCAAGCUGACAGCCUCCUUGGUCAGGCAUGUUGUUCCAUGUCCUCCAGAUCAAUGUUACAGAGGCCCACUUUGGGCAAACUCUAAAGAACCAUUUCUCUCACUUAUCUUGGGUGAUGUGAACUAUCCUGAUCUCAUUGUGUAUACAGGAUAUCUUCCACUGCUUAAGCAUGUGUCUGUUUACAUUUCUUCUCUUAUUUGUAAUAUCACUGGUUUUACUGUCUACAUGUGAAUGCUUUGAAAACCUCUACAGUCGUGGUUACUCAACAGAUACUCAUCAAAAUUCCUUAUAAUCUCCAUCCUUAGAGAUCUUCUAAAUUCAACUAAUAAGACAUUGGCUGUGUUAAACUUCAAGGUUAGGUCUGCUUUACACAGGCUUCAGAGGUUCCUUCCAACCUAAAUUUUUCUGAUUGUUAUAGAAGACAGUCCAAUGACAUAUGAACUACUAAUUUGCAACUAAUGUGAUGAAUAGUUCUACUUUCUUAGCUCAUUAAUAAACUCAUAGUCUACUAAAUACACUACAAACAAAUGAAUUAACACUUUGCAAAGGUUUGUCUUUUGUCUAAAUAACAAAAAUAAACAAAAGCCAGAGGAAUCCCAACCCAACAUUACUUUAUUAAAGAGAAUCAUGUUGACUUUCAGUUAUUCUAGCUCGUAGAGUUCCACGUCAGCUAGAUACCUGUCCUGCAGGACAGACCGUUCCAAUUCAUUUCUGUGCAGUUUAUUUAAAAAUAAACAAAAACCCCUUUAUGGUUAAUAUGUAAUAAAUGCGAGUCUUUUAUCUUGGUUUCUAAAGAACUUUUAAUGUGUUUUGUGCUAUUACAAACUAUGAGGAGACCAUACAAGAAUAAAUACUACCUUUUACUUACCUGUCUUGCCUAUAUGUUCUAAAUACAAAAAGCAAGUUUUCUGUCUUGUUAUAACAAGAUAUAUCUGUUCUGACUGGCUUAAGUGAUGAUACCUUCUUUGUCAGCACACAUAUCUGAGUAGGUGCAAAACUGCGUUUGGGUAUUAAAACCAGACUUGGAAAUGUGAUGGUUUAAUGGUGAAGCUAAUUCCUUUUUUCAGGUUUUAGCCUUAACAGCACCAGCAGUUAGAAAAGACACUGUGCUGAAAUACAAAUGUGUAGAUAAAUGAAAUGUUUCCAAACAAAACAAAACUUCCUUACUAGGAACGUUCAGUGUCACUUGUGGGAGAACCUCAGCCUUUAAACCUAUUCUAAUAAAUACUAACAACUUAAAAAUUUUCUACUUUUUUUUUUUUCGUUUUUUCCCCUUAGCAGAUGUUGAACAGUCAGAAUUUAUCUUGACACAGGACUGCUGUGGAGUUGUUCUAGCAUUAAUAAUUUCAUAGUAUAGCAAUUAAGAUUUUUUUUAAUUUGUUCUCUUGCCACCAUGAUUAAUCAGAACAAGAGGCAGUCUACCAUUAAAAUAUACUAUGCCAAAAGGGAGCAUGGGGAAAGAAAUAAAAUAGAGAGGCAAGUCUGAGACUGUAGUUUUACAGUGUCUGGAAUACACAGUGGCAGUCUUGGGACAGUUGCAGCCUAGAGCCACAAUUUAUAAUAAGCUGUGCCAAAAACAGUUUAGUUGCUUCUGCUGUAAACCCUAGGCUGCCUCUAUUUAACUCUUAAAUGAGGUGAUGUCUUGAAAAACCUCAGUAACACACUAGUUUGUUAGUUUAAACAGGAAGGGCUUUCUUUUUCUAAGGUCUUGAGAAAAAAUGUUCUUAAAUUGAUCUUACUGGCACGUUGACUGAAGCUAUUAUUUGACCUGAUAACAAUCAUAAAGUAGUUGGUCUGUCCCAGUCAGGAUUUUUGUGUUUGUUCAUAGCAAAUGCCAUGCUGUUCAGAACCCAUCAAUUGCAGUGUAGUUUUGUCAAAGUUUUGAUUUGAGCUUCUACACUGGACAAAAUAGCAGGAUCAGUAUCUCUGGACUGUUCUGCAGCACACACAGGAAUGAUGAUUGUCAGUAAUGCAUGAUUGCUUAAUUUCUGAUGUUACUCAUUUUCUCUGCCCCCCACCCUGGAUGCAAUUCCUUUGCCUCUGAUCAACUGUGUGACUUCUGGUUAUUAGGAAAUUAAGUUGCACAAGAAAAAAAUGUGCAAAAUUGUUGUGCUUGAUAUCUAAUAGGGUUGCUGUACUUCUAGGGAGAAAUUGAGAACCUUUUUUUAAAAAAAAAAACCUUUAUAUGUGGCACCAAAUGUCUGCACAGAUGUUAAUGAGUUGUAUCUAGGGGAUAUGAACAUCUCUGCUUCAUCAAUUUUAGCUCUUCAGAACUUGACUGGGAGGUGAGGGGGCAAAAAAAAUCUUUGGAGGCUUAUUCUAAAUAAUCAUAUUUUCUAUUCAGAAUAUAACUUGUGUGUUAGAAUUCACUGAAAAGCUUCUGAAGAAAUGCAGAAAGUUCUAGUCUAAUUUCUAGUCUCUGAAGAACAGUUAGAACCAAAAAUGUGUUAUUACUUCAAAUGUGUCUCAUAGAAAAUGUUCCAUUAUUUCAGAGGCUUCUAAUUUCCUGUUCUUUAUGGCUGCAAUCAUGAAAUGCAAUUAGAAAUCUAAAUGAGAACUUUUGUUACUAUUUCUGGUGCUUGUUUGAAGAAUUACUGUUUCCAAAACCUGUGAAGCAAGCUAAUCUAUAUUCCAUCCAUAUAGUUCAUCCAGAGGUUCGGUACACUGUUAGUCGACAGACUUUCAAAUGGGAUGUCUGUUCACAUUGAUGGGUUUGUCUAGCCCAAUGUUCACUCCUCUCCCUUCUCUAGCAACAGCAGGAUAUUGUGCAAUUAGAGGCAUAGAAGGCUGCAUUCUGAUUAUUUGGGCAGCAUUUGUUGAUUAUUUUUCCUCCUUGUCCUUUGGUGAGAAAGCAGCUGACUGAAUACAGUAGUCGUCCAGACCAAGUUUAGAUCAUAGUUUGCCUGUUAUGCAGCUAAAUCUUGAAUUAGAAUUCAAAGUAUUGUUGCAGGGGAAAAAAAAAUCCAUGCCCCAGAAGUGAAGUUCCGCUGUUCUUGUAUCCUGUAUUGUCAGAGAGCUUUAAAUAUUUGAGCAUGGUCUGCCGUAUGUCACUGCAUGGUGCAGUGUAAAGGCACCUAGGGCAUAAAUGUGACCUUGAGAAUAUUAUUGACUGAAAGAAUGUGGAUUUGUUUGUAAAGGAAGUAUGUACAACAGCAGUGGGGUUCUUGUGGACAAAAUGUCCACAGAAUUAGCGUGUGGUUAGAUCAUUGCAAGUUGUUGAGUCAUUUUGAGAAGCAAUGGUUGCUUGUCUGAGCUGUAGUGAUAGCCAUGUCCCAGCUUGCGGCAACUGGAAGAGAAUUCAGUCAUUUUAAUGGAUUAAUUGGAUUACAGGCAGUUGGACUAUGUUCUGAAAAUAUGGUAAGCAACAGUGUGGGGCAACCAGAAGCAUGCUGUGGGUGGGUUGUACUGAGCUGUCAGCUUAGAUGUCGGCCGUAAAUAGGACAUCUUUUACAUAGAACAAGCAAAUGGUAAUCCAUCAGUCAGUUCAUAGACAAUGCAGCAUCUUCUCAGCUUUCCUUUGCUUUUUUUCCUCUUCCUACCCAAGAAUGAAAUCAGAAUUGUUAUAGUUGUUUAUUGUAACAAUAUGCAUUCAGCUGCAGUUAUACCUUAUGUGUUUGCCUGAAACUUGAGGAAGGCAUUCCUGAGAUUGUGACAAGAAGUUAAUAUAGUUACAUGCAUAUAUUCUAGCAUUUAGAUGAUUUAGUUAAUCUUUGAAGUUGCAUGUAAUCAGUUUAAGUGCUGAUAUUCAGUACAUGAAAGACAGUGCCAUGAAUGGCAGGCAACUAAUAGAUUUGAAUUUUCCUGACAUAGCAGUAGUUCAGAUAAAGUUUUUUAUUCGUGUUUCCAUUAAUCUCUUCAGGACACGAAGACUAUUUCAGUUCAAUAUCAUGGUCACUUAAGAAAGCUUCACUUCUGGGAAGUUUAACAUGGAAACUGUCACAGUUUGCUGUUAGGCAGUAAUGUAACCAGUUUUAUGGGACUCCUAACCCAUUAGAGAAGAUUAACUAAAUGCUCCUAUUGUACAUGGGGAAAAGAAAAUGUGCUAUGGUGUUUCUAAAUUAACUUGACUUUUACAAUAUGUAUUCAGAAUAGUUUACUAAAUCUUACAGGAGGAAUAUGCGUGUUCAGAACCAGAAUUACAAAUUAAUGCUAACUUCUCCAAGACUAAACCACAUCAGUCAUAUUCUGUUGCCUCAGUGAACUGAUUUCAUAAAACUUGGUAAGCCAGAAUAAAUAAUGGGUCACACUGUGAUGGCUUACUUUGUCCCUAAAUUUUUAGGAUGUUCUUUACUGGUGAGUAUUUUGAGUAUGUAGAAAUAAUAAAUAUGCCUGUGCAAUGUAUUUGAAGAGCAAACUUAUUCUUUUUAUGGUAUCUACCUCUCCUGAACAACUAUGCAAACUGGUGUUUCCGCAUAGAAAUUAGUUUACCUCUUAAAGUUGUGUUUAAAAAAAAAAAAAAAUUAACAUGAUGUAACUUCUUUAAUGCAAAAACUCAGAAUUUUGACAAGUGAAAUAACUGUAAUGAUUGUACUUUCUUAAAUAGUUAACUUUUUCAGUAAACUGAGCUAUAGUUUUUUUGUCCUGCAAGC